This is a messenger RNA of Siniperca chuatsi (mandarin fish), 883 nucleotides long. RefSeq names its product P1, F-box associated domain containing (gene nccrp1). The coding region runs from base 50 to 751 and encodes 233 amino acids. The transcript has 6 exons. The record is from RefSeq and is a predicted model, not a curated record. Gene Ontology annotation, cellular component: cytoplasm; SCF ubiquitin ligase complex. Gene Ontology annotation, molecular function: ubiquitin protein ligase activity. NCBI's taxonomy places the organism in Eukaryota, Metazoa, Chordata, Actinopteri, Centrarchiformes, Sinipercidae. Gene Ontology annotation, biological process: SCF-dependent proteasomal ubiquitin-dependent protein catabolic process; glycoprotein catabolic process.
CUGACUUCCUGGGGGAACCAGUGUCCGAUCACACGGUCGUGGCCGCACCAUGUCUGCCGCUGAGUGGAAGAAGAGAUGUGAGGCUGAGUGGAGUCUGCAGGUCUGCCCGAUGCCCGACAGCCUGGACUGGAAGGUCGUGUGUGAAGCCAAACCGCUCGGGAGAAAUUUACUGAAGAACCCAGCGCCUCUCGGCUUGAGUAAGGACACCCCUCCACCCGAACCUAAGCUGUCUGAAGUGCCAACACAUGGACCUCCACGUUUUCAACCUGAUGGCGACUUCAGUGGCUGGAUCACGAGCACGGAAGUCCUCCCCUAUGAUACCAGUGGCAUCCCGGCAGGUGCUGCCAUCUGUGCAUUGCCUCAAUACAGCUGGUUCUCCAUGGAGCAGGUUGUGGACCUGAAGGCAGAGGGACUGUGGGACGAGCUGCUGGAUGAUUUUCAGCCUGAAAUAGUCAUCCAAGACUGGUAUGAGGAGAGUCAGCUGCAUCAGUCCAUCUACCAGCUGCAUGUUAAGUUACUGGGUGCGGACAAAAGCACAGUGAUCUCAGAGCACACUGUCAACCCCACCGAGGACCUCAGCACUUACUCACACACGUGGAAGGAGGUGUCACAUGUGUUCUCUGGCUACGGACCUGGGGUGAGAUAUGUCUACUUCCUGCACCGACUGAAGAACAAGUUCAUGAUGGAGUUCUACCCCACGCUGUUCACCGGCAGCGCAGUGAUUGUCAAACCAACCAAAACCAGCUCUUAGGCUGAAUCCUACUGAAAACUGCAGAUUUCUGGGGUUGAUUUUAAAUUGUUUUAAUUUUGCAUUUGCUUUGAAGUUAUUUUCAAAAUAACUUUACACUUGUUUGUGCAAUAAUAAAUCAAUUUUCUUAUUUCA